Fusarium subglutinans is the source of this 2310-nucleotide messenger RNA. Its product is annotated as C2H2-type zinc finger transcription factor. Gene Ontology annotation, molecular function: sequence-specific DNA binding; DNA-binding transcription factor activity, RNA polymerase II-specific. The transcript is spliced from 3 exons. Gene Ontology annotation, biological process: regulation of transcription by RNA polymerase II. Gene Ontology annotation, cellular component: nucleus. The coding region runs from base 1 to 2310 and encodes 769 amino acids. NCBI's taxonomy places the organism in Eukaryota, Fungi, Ascomycota, Sordariomycetes, Hypocreales, Nectriaceae. The record is from RefSeq and is a predicted model, not a curated record.
AUGGCUGAUGACAAUCCUGGAGAGGCUUCAUCCGCAAAGCCUCCAGGCAAGCCCGUCAAUUGCAAUGUCUGCAACAAGUCGUUUCCCCACAAAGGCUCACUCAGGCGACAUCGGCAGAGCAAACAUGCUGUCAAGAAAGACGAAGCAGACGCGUCUGAGCCAGGACAAGAUGGCGAAACGGCCAGCACUUUUGAUUGCGCGCUUUGCAAACAGUCAUUUCCGCGUCAAUCUUCGCUGACACAGCAUCAGCGGAGUAAGCAUGGUCCCCCGAAGCCUCAAGCCCCAGAUACUUCUGCCACUCAAACUCAAACUCAAGCUGCGGAGUCCAAGCCGGAAGACUCCCUCGCGAACGACGCAUCUUCUUCUGCCAAACAGGAAAAUGUGAAGCAGGACGACAAGAGUCUGGAAAGUAAGACCACUUGUUCAAUUUGCAACAGGUCUUUCGGUUAUAGAGGUGCCCUGUACCAGCACAAGAGAACCAAGCAUCGUACUGUGAAAACGGAUACCGACACUCCCGUUAAGGGAGAGGACAAGACUCCAGAUGCCGAAGAAAAGACAAUUAAAUGUGAUGUUUGCGACAAGUCGUUCACCAGUCGGAAUUCACUCCGAAGGCAUCUCAAGAGCAAGCACACUUCAGAUAAGAAAGGCAAGGGUCCAGCAAAGGGUUCAGCACAAGAUGGCAAUACAGCUGGCUCCUCAAAGCAAGUGCAUACGACGCUGAAGGAGAGACAUAAUGUUGGAUCUCAAAAGUUCAAGUGCAUAUGUUGCAAUGAGAGCUUUCCUUCUGAGGAUACCCUUAUGAAGCAUCAGGCAGAGCAACGUCAGGAAGCGAUGAGACAGGUCAUAGAGAAUAUGGCGCAGGUUGCCUUUGGUAUGAGAGUAUCAAAUGGACAAGAUGGCUCGGAUGAAGAGGGUGAGGAGCAAGAGCCCAUUGAAGAGACCGCGGCAAAAGAGAAGAAAGCCCCAAACAUGCAUCAAUGCACGCUUUGCGACAAGAGCUUCCGUUUCAAAUCUGCCCUCGUUCAGCAUGGACUCAUCAAGCAUGCAGUGGCAGAUGACACUGUUGCAGAGAGUUCAGGUCAAGGAGCAAGCGCGACGGCUGGAGGCAAGAAAGCAGAAGACGUUGAUGAGGAUGAUGAGGAUAAGCCCUAUUGCCAGACCUGCCAAAAGACAUUCCGCCACGCCAAAGGACUUGCGGAUCAUAAACUCAACAAACAUGGCAUCGUCGAAGCCGAACCCACAGACUCCAAGCAAGGUGUGCCUGAAAACCCAACUUUCAGAUGUAGACCUUGUAACAAGACUUUUCGUCUCGCGACUGCACUUCGUCAGCAUCAGCGUGACAGCCAUCCCGAGAUGCACCGACCGAGAUAUUCAGAGGACGAUAUAAUGAGACAGCUACUGCGAAUGGCAGUUCCACCAUUUGGUCGUGAUGGCGAUGAUGAUGAUGAUGAUGAUGAUUAUGAAGAUGAAGACGAGGAUUAUGAAGACUAUGAAGACGAAGAUGAUUUUUUCUCAUAUCCUGGCCAUGGAGGAUUUGGAAGACACCAGUUUGACUUCCCAGCUGGUAUUCAGCCAGGCGAUAUAUACGACUCCGAUGACCCAGACUAUGGCUAUCCUGGUUUCUCAGAUGACGAUGACGAUGAUUCCGAAUUUGAAAUGGAGAAUGAUAGAGGUCCUCCAACGCUCUGCACACACUGCAACGAGAAUUUCCCGCAGAUGGUACUAGUGGCACAUCAAUGGCAUGUCCACGGUAUCAGCCACCCAGCUGUUGUCGAUGUCCAAGCCAAGAUCGCAAAGGAUGAAUCCUACGGCCCCAAGCGCACCGUCUGCACGGGCUAUCCUAAUGCGAAGGAAUUCCCUUUCUUCUUUGAAAUCAAGUAUUUCCUAAGAGAUUGCCAGUUUAGCUGUGGACAGUCUUUCGAGACUGGCACGGAGCGCAUGAACCAUGAGGUAGAGGCCCAUAAUCGUUGCAUCACAUGCGAGACGUACUUCCAGACCCGGGCCACUCUUGAGAAUCAUCAGGCCAAAUCCAAAGUCGUUGAUACCGUCGUCAGAGAUUUCGACCACUGGCUGGAAUUCGCCGUCCCUGCACAAGUACACCACGAGAAGCAGAAAGCAAAAGCAGCUCGCAAUCCCGGCAAAAACAUCGACUGCAUCACAUGUGAACGCAAGUUCGACAAAGCAUCCACAAUGAUGAAACAUGUCGAGAAUGGGAGAUGUAUUCCUGGCGUGAAUGAGAUGGAUAUAUUUGUCCUCGGACAGAAAUUCGCUGAGGCAGGAGCUCCCUGUACUAGACCGUUCAACUUGUAA